Suillus paluster is the source of this 552-nucleotide messenger RNA. RefSeq lists its product as uncharacterized. NCBI's taxonomy places the organism in Eukaryota, Fungi, Basidiomycota, Agaricomycetes, Boletales, Suillaceae. The transcript has a single exon. The record is from RefSeq and is a predicted model, not a curated record. Bases 1 to 552 code for a protein of 183 amino acids.
AUGUCCGAGAAUCCUGUGGACUUCUUCAGGUCCUUUAACAGGGCAAUGAGAGAACAAUUGGUUAAAACAGACAGCGACAAGAUAGAAGCAUUCAAGGAUUAUCUCAGAACAGGAUUGCAGGCGGAAGCGUGGUUUAAUGGGUUAGGAUUGGCAGAAAAAGCAACAUGGAUAAUGUUCACGACCGUGUUCAGGACACAUUGGCCACCGGUCACAAUAGCAGAGAAGACAAAAGCAGAAUAUAAGCUGGAAUUAUUGGAGCAUGUGCUAAAGAACGAAGAAGUUGGGAAAAGGACAACACUAUAUGACAAGGAGUGUUGGUCACAUGUCGCAUGGGCAGCAAAAGCCCUGCAGCUAGCAAUGAGUGUGGGGAUCGCAAAACACACAUCUAUGAUAUGGCAAGUACAAUGCAACUUGCCAGCCAUCAUCAAGGAUAUGUUGGUCGAGGAUGAAUACAAGGAUUGGGUGGAAUUUACAGAAGCAGUUGUGAAAAUCAAUGGCAUUAGAUUGGUGGAGAGGGUAGAGCAGAAGAAUCUAGAACUCAAGGCGCUAUGA